AUGGUGGAAACCAACGCAAGCAGUAGCGCCACGGACGAACCCGCGAAAAGCGAGGACUUACCCAACGAUGAAGGCGCCAUCGAUGGAAGCAUCCGUGUGGAAGGUGGUAACGAUGAAGGCAACAAUGUCAAACGCAGCAAUGUUGAGAGCUUCAAGAGGAUGAUAAAGGCUGCGAAGAAAAUGUCGUCCAGGAAGAAGAAGAGGGAAAUAAGGGACGCAGACUCAGAGGAAGAGCAGAACAUCCUGGAGGUGGAGAAAAAACAAAACGAAGAAGAAGGAGAAGCGAAUUCAAAGGAAGACCAAGAACUCGAUGGAGGCCUUGACGAAAAGGGCGAAAAAAACCCAAACGGGGAAGGCUCAAAAGAAGACCUCUCGAAUGAGAACAACCCAGGGAAGAGGAAAAGGAAAUCAAAAUUGAAGAAAAAAGGCGACCAAAAACAAAUUAAGGAAAAGAGUACUCACCCUGCGGAAGACAACAUUUUGGGGGAUGAAAACUUAUCUGAUGAUAGUCAGAGCAGCGGUGUGGCCCGCAAUGAGAAGGUAGUCCACGAUGAUGAUGAUGAGGAUGACCACGUUGGUGAUGGUGAUGAUGAAGAUGUCGACGCCAAACAAAAAAGAGAAAGGAAAAAAAACAAAAAUAAGGGAAAGCUCCGUCACACCAAGGAUAAAAGCGCCGACCAGGGUGGCCAAAAGAAAAAGCUCAAGUCGUCCACAAAAAAGAGCAAGUUUAUAGAUAGCGUAGCCGAAGAAGGGGAGGAAGAGACUGAGAGCGAAAGCGAUAGCGAGGAGUAUGAAGAGGAAGACCUAAUCAUCGAGGAAAAUGACGGACAAGGGAAAAAAAAAAAAAAAAAAAAUUCAGCGAGAACUGGGAACUUGUCCACCCUGAGCCUACUGGACGAUGAAGGAAAUUACAACGAUAACGAAGACAUAGUUGAUUCUGGUAAAUCGGAGAAAAAAAAAAAAUCCCAUUUUGAUGAAAUAUUGGAAAAUUUAAAGAUGAAAAGGAAAAGAGUACAAAAGAUUUCCGAAGAUGAAGGCCUGCAGUAUUGCGAAAAUGUUCUAAACCAAAUGAUAUUGAUGCAUGAACAGGAUAUAAAAAAUAUAAAAGAAAAAAAACCAGCAACAGCCAAGUUACAAAUAAUUGAUCAAGUGUGUAUGAUUCUAACCAAGCCAAAAUGGAAACCUUUUUUCAUGAAGCUAAAUAUUUACCAUGUUUUAGCAUUAUGGCUAAUGCCGCUUUCAAAAAAUACACUUCCCAAUUUUACCAUCCGAACGAAUUUAUUGAAGGUGAUACAGCAGCUUCCAAUUACUAUCAAAUCGUUGAGAGGUAGUCAGCUUGGGAAAAUUAUGACCUACUUACACACACAUAAAGACGAAACAGAUGAAAACAAAAAACUCAUCAGAACCAUUUUGCAAAACUGGAUGGGACCCAUCAUAGGAAUUAACACAAAUUAUAAACAAUUUUUAAAGGAAAGACAAAAACGAAUUUUAGAAAAUCCGGAAUAUCACAAGAAGGUACUCGAAAAAGCAAAAACAUUGCUUCCAGAUUCCAUUAGCAUUGAGAAAGAGGAAGAGCAAAAUGAAAUGAAAAAACAUGCUACCAUACCCUUCAACAGUGAAUGCUCCUUUUUGAUUAACGUCCCCUCUUCUGUGCCAAAUUCUAGCAAGAAAAUAAUGCCUAAAAGUAAAAUUAAGAGGCUUACCGAUAAUAUGAAAUUGUUGAAGAGGGCGCGAAAAUCCCAGAAGGUUUCCAUUGAGGGCAAGGGGGUUGCCUUGUAG
Messenger RNA from Plasmodium knowlesi strain H, 1779 nucleotides. RefSeq names its product IWS1-like protein, putative. The transcript has a single exon. Gene Ontology annotation, biological process: poly(A)+ mRNA export from nucleus. Gene Ontology annotation, cellular component: nucleus. The record is from RefSeq and is a predicted model, not a curated record. Bases 1 to 1779 code for a protein of 592 amino acids. Lineage: Eukaryota; Apicomplexa; Aconoidasida; Haemosporida; Plasmodiidae.